Messenger RNA from Myotis brandtii (Brandt's bat), 6202 nucleotides. RefSeq names its product zinc finger protein interacting with ribonucleoprotein K-like. The record is from RefSeq and is a predicted model, not a curated record. The transcript is spliced from 3 exons. Gene Ontology annotation, biological process: negative regulation of transcription by RNA polymerase II; regulation of immune system process; regulation of cytokine production. Bases 2604 to 4253 code for a protein of 549 amino acids. NCBI's taxonomy places the organism in Eukaryota, Metazoa, Chordata, Mammalia, Chiroptera, Vespertilionidae.
AUGCUCUAUCCACAGAGCCAAACCAGCCAGGGCUAUAUUUACUUCUUAAACACUCACCAGAAUUUCUUGUGAUCUUUGUGUGACCUGGUGUGUUGCAUCCAGUUUGGUAGAUUUGCUUAUGGGCAGGAGUGGGCAUCUGUGAGACUCACUGGGCAUGGGGUAGAGAGUCAUAGGCAGUGGGACUUGAGUACUGAGGGCUGUGAGUGGAGAAGGGACAUCAAGUGCAGCACCAGUAGAGUUGGGCUCUAAAUAACUGAGAUCUGAUGUGGUUCUCAAUAGGUGAGGCUGAAGGAAAAAACAAUUUGGGAGGGAGGCCUUCAUAGCAGAACUGAAGGCUGUGUCUUUGGUGUGGGCAUUCAGAGUCAGGAUAGUACUUGAUACUGUUUCAACUUGCCAUGCAGUCUCUGGAACACACAUGGUGAGUAAUGACUAAGACGAAGGAGAUGUCUAUGGGAGCUGGGGCUACGGGAGUGCAGGUGUGAGAGAGGUGUGGGAGAAGGAGUGAUGUGCUCUUGGAGAGGGAGUGUGAAUUCCUGGCCACAGAUCCCUGAUGUUGACAUAAGAGGGAACGAAGUUUGAGUCCAUUUCUGGUGAUAACUGGAUGAUACAACAUGGGAAAUAUUAGGGUAAUUCCUGAAAAGACGGGUGAUGUGGUGCUACAUGCCAGGCCCAGAAUUUAGGUGUCAUAUAGGUGCACACCUACCUGUUGUUGUGGGGCUGAUACAGUGAUCAAUAGGAAUGUGAUAGCAUACAUCAGUGUCACCUGGGCUUGAAAAUUUCUGCCGGAUUUUGGAAGAGAGAAGGGUAAGAGAGAAAUACAGAGGUGGUGAGUUAGAAUUUUGAAAAAAGGUGAUUAGAAAACAACCCCUCCUCUACAUAGCUUAUAUGUGUUGUCUCUAAAGUUGUGACUCUGUGAAUGAAGCUGUAUGAGAGAAGUGGGAUAGGAAGAAUUAUGUGGCACAGGUAGCAAAAGUGUUAUCCUCAGCACCCUAGGAUUGGAAUCAAAAGGGUGACGAGUGAUGCCAUGUUUUUUGGGGUCUUGGAGGGGGAAUCUGUGGGGCAGAAAGGAUAUUGCUACACAAGACCAGUGUCAAAACAUUCACAUCUCUCUUUACAGCCAACAUUUAUCUGUAGCCGUUAUGGUGACACCCAUUGUGUUGACCCUAACUAUGAGGCCCUGAGGUCAGGUAUAAUCAGUCCAGGUGCCUGCCUUUAUUGCUGUGGGAAGACACAGUAUCAGGAAAAGGAGAGAGUGACUCCGGUGGAUGCAAGGUUUGCUGUUAUCUGUGAUGUAGGAGUAGGGGGAGCAGAUGGAUAUGGAGAGUGUGAAGUAUGACAAAAGUAAAAGCCUAGGACAGAAGCUGAUCAUGGACUGAACUGUCUCCAUUACGAGAGGUUAUGAACUUUGAGGAUGUGGCCAUUGCCUUCUCUCAGGAGGAGUGGGGGCUCCUUCAUGAGGCUCAGAGACUUCUGUACUGUGAUGUGAUGCUGGAAGUUUUUGUACUCGUUUCAUCUGUAGAUGAUAUCUUCACAUUGUCCCAGUGUCAUGAGGUGAUGUCCUUUCUUCCUUUAUUCUCAAAAUAUAGAUUUCUCUCUCCCACAGCCAGACCAUGGGUUCUGCUAAUUUCCGCCACUGUCUUGUCAAAUGUGCUGUGGCUGCUGGUGCUGAGCUGUGUGGAGAGCCCUGACCAAUAGACUCCAUGAACAUCCCUAACACCCAUUGCCUCAAAAAGAGCAGAAAGUGUCUGGGAAUCAGGACUCUUACAGGCAGCUUAAUGGGUCCCAUCUUCCUCUUCCUCUCCCUGGGAGGAUGACAAUAUGGACAUUUAUUCCCUUCUUCCCCCUUCCUCUAGGGAAAGAUGCUUUAUGACAGCCUGUGCCAGGUUUUGUUUUUCACUUACAUGAAUCAUGGGAAAUUCUAAUAAGACCCUUCUUCAGUUGUUGUUUGUAAUAUUACGUUAACUGAGUUCUAUUGCAUGCCAAAAUGUUCUGGGGCAGAGCUGGCUGCUCUCUGUUGUCUUUCAUUAAUACUUGGAAUAUUUAAGAUUUAUGCAUUGGUAGAGUAGAAGAUCAGGGAGAAACCUGAUUUCCUCACAGGGUGCACAUGCAAGAUGGUCUCAGAUGAGGUCUGGCCAUGCUGAGUUAAAACUGGAGGAAGUUUUGAAAUAAUUGUGGUGGUCAGAUGAUACCCAGAACCAGCUAAUUUCCAACACGUUUAAGAGAAAGUGCCAUGGCUACACACCAUUUCUACCUUCUCUUUCCCAUAGUUGACACUUUGCUGACUUGCAUUUCAUCUGUGACUUACUGGUUUGGGCUACCUUCACCUUUGUCACCUUUCUUGCAUCACCUGUCCCUCUGCACUGCUCCCUCUGCAAUAUUCUGCUACAUAGACCUGCACAUGUGUUAUGAGGUGCACAUGCAUGCUUAAGUAGAACUUGAACCCCUGCUACUUGUUUAUUGAAUUUUACUUGGAAUAAGACAUAACCAAUCUUCUGCACAGCUUGCCCCUGUCAUCAUUAGACCAGCCCUGCUGAGCACUCUUACCAGAGGACUGAGUUGGAAAUGCAUCUUCUCUUCCACGUGGUUUUUGCCAUGUGUGUGUCAUGAUUCUGGUGAGGUAUUUCCUGUUUUGUGACCUUCAGAGGCCCCCUUCAAAGAAGCUUCUUGUUAUUUCUUCCUGCAUAUCAUUUAUUUUCAGACAAUUGCAUGGAACCCAUGUAUUAUGUGCAAAACACUUUAGCAAUGGGACUUCCCCUCUCACCACUGUCAACAUUCAGUUCCUCCUCAGUUUUCUCUUUUCAAUUUGUUGGCAUAAAACAGAUGAUGAGGAGGUCUGUCCUGAGCAGAGCAUAUCUGUACAAGGAGAGUCACAGGAUAUGGACUUUGAGGACGUGGCCAUAGCCUUCUCUCAGGAGGAGUGGGGUCUCCUUGAUGAGGCUCAGAGACUUCUGUACUGCGAUGUGAUGCUGGAAGUGUUUGCACUUGUCUCAUGUGCAGAUUGUUGGCAUAAAAUGGAUGAUGAGGAGGUCCGUCCUGUACCUUUCGUAUCUAUACAAGGAGAGUCACAGGUCAGAGCUUCUAAGACAGCUCCAGCAACCCAGAGUACCCAUCUGUGUAAGCGGUGUUUCUCAUUGUUCAAAGACAUUCUGCACCUGACUGAGUCCCAAGCAGCAGACUUUGAGCAGAAAGCCUUCUUCAGUGAUGCUUGUGUGAGAGACUUCUGUUUCAGUGCAAACCCUCACCAGCAACAGAGGGAUGGCAGUGGAGAGAAGCCCUGGAAAGAAGACAUGGACAGGGCCUCCUUUGUGACCAGGUGCAGCUUCUAUUUAUCAGGGGUGCCUUCAACCAGUAGGGAGGUUGGGAAAGUCUUCCCAGUCACCUCAGGGCUUCCCCAGCACCAGGCCCCUCUAAACACUGAAAAGCCACACAGUGGAAGUGAGAUUUCACAGGAGUAUCUUGGUGGAAAAAGUUUUCAGCAGACUUGCAACUGUGAGAAAUUUGGCAGCCACAAGCAGAAAGUUGUUCAUCAUCAGGGUGCCUGCUCUGGAGAAGUGAAAUAUGAAUGUGACAAAUGUGGGAAAGUUUUUAAACGAAUCUUUCACCUCCUUCGACAUGGAAGAAUUCACACUAGGGAAAAGCCCUAUGAGUGUACUGAUUGUGGGAAGUCCUUUGGACAAAGGUCCGACCUCAUUUCACACCACAGAGUUCACACUGGAGAAAAACCCUAUGAGUGUAGUGAUUGCAGAAAGUCCUUUAGGCAAAGCUCUCAGCUCACUGAGCACCACCGUGUUCACACUGGAGAAAAACCCUAUGAGUGUACUGAUUGUGGGAAAUCUUUUAGGAGAAAUAGUAAGCUGCUUAACCACAAGAGAAUUCACACUGGAGAAAAGCCCUAUGAGUGUACUGAUUGUGGGAAAUCUUUUAGGAGCAACAAUACGCUCGUUAACCACAAGAGAAUUCACACUGGAGAAAAACCCUAUGAGUGUACUGAUUGUGGUAAGUCUUUCAGGACAAGCAGUGACCUCUCUGAACACAAGAGAAUUCACACUGGUGAAAAACCUUUUGAAUGUAGGGAUUGUGGGAAGUUCUUUAGACUGAAGUCUACCCUUACUCGACACCACAGAGUUCAUACUGGAGAAAAACCUUUUGAGUGCAGUUAUUGUGGAAAGUCCUUUAGACAUAGACCUACGCUCAUGGACCACCACAGAACUCAUAAUAGAGAAAAGCCCUAUGAGUGUACUGAUUGUGGGUAGUCCUUUGGACAAAGAUCCUACCUCAUUUCACACCACAGAGUUCACACUGGAGAAAACACAUAUGAGUGUAGUGAUUGUGGGAAGUUCUUUAGACGAAAGUCUAACCUUAUUCAACACCACAUAGUUCAUACUGGAGAAAAGCCGUAGGAGUGUAGUGAUUGUGGGAAGUUCUUUAGAGAAUGAUGCUCUCUCAUGGACCACCACAGAAGUCACACUGAAGAAAGGCCUCAUGAGUGUAGUAAAUGUAGGAAAUGUUUUAGCAGCAAACUUAGCCUUGUUAGACAUCUGAGAGUUCACAUUGGAGAAAAGGCUUAAAUGUGGAGGGCACGUUUUAUCUUUCUCUACAACACUGCAGGAGAGUUAAAUCCAUUUACCUGAGUAUAAACCGCUUUUAUCUGAACAUACACCGUGCGAAAUUCCUCAUAAGUUUGAGGUACAAGUGAGGCUUGAAGGAGCUGCAUUGCACUUGCUAACUUCUGUGGACUCCUACCUCAUUGAUAUCACUGCGAGUAUUUGUGGAUGAAAUAAUCUCACCACCUGGCUCACCUGAACAGUGUGCAUCAGUCACCACCCCUGUGUGCUCAGUGAAGAGGAAUUCUGUGUUGUCCCUUGUGCUUGAGAAAUUUAUGAAUACUUUCAGCUCUUGGCUGUAUCUUCAUUCCUUACUCUCUGACUAGAAAAUUGACCUGACCCAGGUUUUGUCCAGAGCCCCCAAUCUUAACUAAGAAGUGCUGCCUCUUUCAGGGACAUUGUGGUUCUCACUUUAUUCUGUGAUGAAUUGUUUCAGGUUCCUAUUCACCAUCCUGCAAACCUCUUGCUGUCCUCUGCUCUGGUUUAUGAUCUUUUUGUAAAGGGUUUUUUUUCUUUUCUACCUUUAAUUGUUUUGAUUCUUUUAAUUCCCCAGAAUGAUUGAAAAAAAAAAAAUAGUCCUCUGUCAGCAUGGAGAGGUGAACAGAUAUGUUGGAGUCCCAGACUUGUGCUAUGGAAGGCACAGCAUGAUUUCAGAACAGCACUCUUUGUCCAAUAUUGGCUUAUUUUGUGUUGCUGAUCAAGGCACUGAGAGAAAGUGUGCAUGACUUUGUGGUUCUAAUUUGAAGCCUGGUGCCUCUAUUAUUGGUGAUGUCAUGGUCACCCAGAAAAGGAGGCCUUUGUUGUGCUUCUGUGAACAAUAUGAAUUUUAUUCUCUGUUCUCAGCAUUUAUUACAUAAUUCUCAGCAGUGUUUUGGGGGAUUCUUACCUAUCUACAGUAGAGGAGCCAUGUGCCAUAAUGUACAAAAUUUCAUAGACUGGUGUCAUUUGUUGUAAGACACUGAGGUUUAGAUUGAACCACAAUUAGACAGGAACACUGUUCAUAGUGAGUGGGAAACACUGGAGUAAAUUAGAUGAAAAGUGCCUCUUCUCAACGUUAUCCCCAAAUGGUCAGUGGGCUGUGGCUUGUGUGAUCUUUGUGUACAGACAUUCUCAGGGCCUUCAUCACUGUCUCCUGUGGCUGAAAUAAGUGGCAGAAAAAAUAAUGUGAUAGUUUUUUGGCUUCCCUUCACCCAUCUAGGGUGUUCACCUCAGGGUUUGCUCAGCAGGCAACACCUCAAAGCUAGAGGCAGGAUAAGCCUGUAAUCAGUCCCAGGAUGUGUCUUUUGUGAUUCCUUUUGAUUCUGAUGGCAAUAGUCUUCACUGCUUGACAAUAUUUGCUGCCAUUGAGACAUGGCCAGUCCUCUCAGGAAAUUAGGAAAGAGAUGGUAGAGCCCAUAUAGGAUUGCCAUUUUAAUUUUCUAACAAGAUAGGAAUAUCUAGGUCUUUUUUUGAAAGUACUUUAAAGACUUUAUUUAGGUAUCUUUAUAACUGAAAUGUAACAAAAUGUACUUUUCUCAUGUGUACUAUUUGGUGAGCUUGGACAUAUGGAUCAAGAUGUAAAACCAUCACUUGUGAAAUAAACUUAUCUCUUACCCCCA